AAAAACGUGGCAUAGGUUAUGGAGUUUGAGUCUUGACUUCCGGUUCCGGAUAAUAAGACAUAAAGGCAAGGCAAUACUUCGGAGUUUCGAGAGAAAGAGAGAUGUCGGGGAGAGUAAUAUUCUGCAACCCACAAAAUAGUCUCUGGUUAUUCUCUCCAUUAUCUUCUUCUUCUUCGAUCAAAUCCAAAACUACCUAUAUCAAAAAUGUUUUUUUAAAUCGCCGAAAUCUUCUUUCCUUCUCACCAAAACCUUCUUCAUCAUCUUCAUCCGCCUUGUUCUGUUGCUGUAGCAGCAGCAGUAGCGAUGGUGGAGCUCAAUCCAUUACUCCAGCAGACCCAUUCAUUCUCACCACACCUCUUUAUUACGUAAAUGCCCCUCCUCAUAUGGGCAGUGCCUACACUACAAUUGCUGCUGAUGCCAUUGCUCGAUUUCAGAGAUUGUUAGGGAAGAAAGUUAUAUUCAUAACUGGUACAGAUGAACAUGGAGAGAAGAUAGCCACUGCUGCAGCUGCCAGUGGUUCGACUCCAAUUGAACAUUGCAACAAUAUCUCACAGGCUUAUAAAUUUCUUUGGAAGGAUCUAGACAUAGCUUAUGACAAGUUUAUUCGAACAACUGAUUCAAGUCAUGAAGAAAUUGUCAAGGAAUUUUAUGCUAGAGUCCUUGCUAGUGGUGACAUUUAUCGAGCUGAUUAUGAGGGACUCUAUUGUGUUGGUUGUGAAGAGUAUAAGGAUGAGAAAGAACUGCUUGAGAACAGUUGUUGCCCUAUGCACCUAAAACCCUGUGAGGCCCGUAAGGAGGAUAACUACUUCUUUGCCUUGUCAAAAUAUCAAAAGUCACUGGAGGAGGUUUUAGCACAUAAUCCAGAUUUUAUACAGCCUUCCUACCGUUUGAAUGAGGUGCAAAGCUGGGUCAAGAGUGGCUUAAGGGAUUUCUCAAUUUCGCGGGCGUCUGUGGACUGGGGUAUUCCUGUUCCUACUGAUGAAAAACAAACUAUCUAUGUCUGGUUUGAUGCUUUAUUGGGAUAUGUAUCGGCAUUGUCGCAAGAAGAAGAAAAGCCCACUUUGCAACAUGCAAUUUCUUCAGGUUGGCCUGCUUCAUUGCACUUAAUUGGCAAGGAUAUCUUGCGGUUUCAUGCAGUUUAUUGGCCAGCUAUGUUGAUGUCUGCUGGACUAAGCCUUCCAAAGAUGGUUUUCGGCCAUGGAUUCCUAACCAAGGAUGGCAUGAAAAUGGGGAAAUCACUUGGUAAUACACUCGAGCCAAAGGAUUUGGUGCUUAGGUUUGGUUCUGAUGCAGUGAGGUACUUCUUUCUUAGGGAAGUAGAACUCGGAAAUGAUGGGGACUACUCCGAGGAACGGUUCAUCAACAUUGUCAACGCUCAUCUUGCCAAUACAAUAGGAAAUCUUCUUAACCGUACGCUUGGGCUUCUGAAGAAGAACUGUAACUCAACUUUAAUUGUUGAUUCGGUUACUGCAGCCGAAGGGAGUGCACUCAAAGACACUGUAGAGAAGUUGGUAAGGACAGCAAAGGACCACUAUGAAAACCUAUCCUUAUCCUUAGCUUGUGAGGCCGUCCUAGAGAUUGGUAAUGCAGGGAACUUGUAUAUGGAUGAACGGGCUCCAUGGUCUCUUUUCAAAAAAGGUGGCGAUGCUUCUGAAGCUGCUGCAAAGGACCUCGUUGUAAUUUUGGAAGUCGUGAGGAUUAUUGCAGUAGCAUUAGCUCCUGUAACCCCAAGUUUAUGUUCGCGGAUAUAUUCACAGCUUGGCUAUUCAAACGAUCAGUUUGAAGCUAUUACUUGGAGUGAGACCAGGUGGGGAGGGCUUAAAGGUCGUCAGGUUAUGGCUCAGGCAAUUCCCAUCUUCGCGAGGAUUGAAAUUAUCAAAGAAGAGGAAAAUGGAGGUGAAACUCCAAAGAAGGCAGUGAAAGAUAAGAAACAGAAACAGAAACCAAAGCCAAAGCCUCAAGUAGCUGUAGAAGCUCAGGGUUAGGACUUGCAUAUAAGACUCUGCAAGUUUUCUUUGAUGCGAGUUUUUUUUAAUUGGAUCAUUGAAUAUUUUUUUUUUUCUUUUUUUUUUUGAUACGAAAGUGGGUUGCAUUGAUGAUUAAAUAGCAGUUUUGUUUGCUUGAAUACAAUUCUCAAUUCCCGUAGGAUAAGAGACAGGUAACUCUAUAGGGAAUUUUGCAGCUACAUGUGCUGCAUUAUUAACUGUUCUUUUGACAAAAGAACAAGACCAAACUUCAAAUUGUCUAAGUAAAUAAAUGCAAUCUUCUAUGAUA
Molecule: messenger RNA, 2274 nt
Organism: Papaver somniferum (opium poppy)
Lineage: Eukaryota; Viridiplantae; Streptophyta; Magnoliopsida; Ranunculales; Papaveraceae
Product: methionine--tRNA ligase, chloroplastic/mitochondrial-like
Exons: 12
Coding region: 102-1985 (627 amino acids)
Biological process (GO): methionyl-tRNA aminoacylation
Cellular component (GO): chloroplast stroma; mitochondrion
Molecular function (GO): ATP binding; methionine-tRNA ligase activity
Source: RefSeq, a predicted model, not a curated record